GCAGCCUCUCUGUGAUGCUGCCUAUUUUAAAGGGACAACACACACUGCAGACAGCUGCACAUGACAAUCUACAGCAGCACGGACUCUUGCUGCUGGACGCCUGUGGACCAGAUCUAACAAAGAUUCAAAGAGAGGGAGGUAGAACGAGAAAGCGAGAGCUAGAAAAAGAUAGAGAGAGCGAGGAAGCUCCAGGGAAAUGAGAACAGAACUCUUUGUCUUGAAAAGUGUGUUUAAGAGGAAUCGCUACUGAAAGUUUAUAUGAGAGGCCAGCUCUCCUCUGGGGAGUGAAGCUUUCAGCCUGGCUGGCUACUUUCUUGCUCUUCCUUCAGAUGUUUCUACUGUGAACUAUUUGGCUGGCUCACAUCUCCAGUCUCUCCACACUGUCUAUGUUGUAGAGUACCCCUGGGACCAUUCACGUGGAUUGACGGUCACUACUCAGCACUGUCCUUGGAUCAGUUUUGCACAGCUCCUAAAGGAGAAGAUUUACCUGGCUGGCCUGAGCUAGGAUCAGAUUAUCUUGGAGUGCGGAUUUUGCGAGAAGGGGAACAUUGAAGCUUGAAUAGGGUCUUGUUCAGGCUUGAUUGAAUCCGAUAACUCCUAUUUAAUCGGAUAUGUUAUACUUGGGUUUAUACACUAUACUUGUGUCCCAUCGUGCCCCAUGAAGCGAUUUGGGAGCCUGAGGGCGAGCAAGAAGAAGAAGGAGCCAGACAGACGGACAGGGAGGAGGCAGUCCGAGCCCCACGGCCUCUUGAGAAACACCUCUGGGAUCUCCUCGCCCCCCUCAACUCCUCCAACACAGUCCGUCAAGCAGCCGCCGGCGUUCCUGCUGGAGGCCUAUCGGAGCGAGCCGGAGAGGCCGGAGGCACGGAUGCGCUCCUACUCUUCCCCGCCAGACACCGGGCAACGCUUCAGUCUACCCUGCAUCAAACCACCCAUGACUCCCUCCGCCCCCAUCACUACCUCACAAUCACAACCAGUCGACAGUUUAGUUGAAACCAUGCUGAAGAAACUUGAGCUAGAAGAUGAAGCUGUUGAAGAAUCCGAAAGGGAUAUCUACAUGCGCUUUAUGAAGUCACACAAGUGCUACGACAUUGUUCCUACCAGCUCCAAGCUCGUUGUUUUUGACACUACUCUGCAAGUAAAGAAGGCUUUCUUUGCCUUGGUUGCCAACGGGGUGCGGGCAGCCCCGCUAUGGGAGACGAAGAAGCAGAGCUUUGUCGGAAUGUUAACCAUCACAGACUUCAUCAACAUCCUCCACAGAUACUACAAGUCUCCCAUGGUACAAAUAUAUGAGCUGGAGGAGCAUAAAAUUGAAACGUGGAGAGAGCUCUACCUACAAGAAACCUUUAAGCCGUUAGUGAACAUAUCACCUGAUGCAAGUAUAUUUGACGCGGUAUACUCGCUCAUCAAGAACAAGAUCCACCGGCUGCCCGUCAUCGACCCAGUCAGCGGAAAUGCACUUUAUAUCCUCACACACAAGAGAAUCCUCAAGUUCCUCCAGCUCUUUGUGUGUGAGAUGCCAAAGCCUGCCUUUAUGAAGCAGACCCUGGAGGAGCUGACCAUCGGCACCUACCACAACAUCGCCUUCAUCCACCCCGACACACCCAUCAUCAAGGCCCUGAACAUCUUCGUGGUCCGGAGGGUGUCCGCACUGCCAGUGGUGGACGAGUCAGGGAAAGUCGUGGAUAUUUAUUCCAAGUUUGAUGUCAUUAACCUUGCUGCUGAGAAGACCUACAACAACCUGGACAUCACGGUGACCCAGGCUCUGAGGCAUCGCUCGCAGUACUUUGAGGGCGUGAUGAAGUGCAACCGGCUCGAGACACUGGAGACUAUCGUGGACAGAAUAGUCAAAGCAGAGGUCCACAGGCUGGUGGUGGUGGGCGACAACACCCACAUUGUGGGCAUCGUUUCCCUGUCAGACAUCCUGCAGGCCCUGGUGCUCACCCCUGCAGGCAUCGGCAGGAAGAGCAGCCAAGCACAAUCAAAAGCAGAGGUAGAGGCACCACCAGAAACAUUGGUAGAGGCACCACCAGAAACAUUGGUAGAGGCACCACCAGAAACAUUGGUAGAGGCACCACCAGAAACAUUGGUAGAGGCACCACCAGAAACAUUGGUAGAGGCACCACCAGAAACAUUGGUAGAGGCACCACCAGAAACAUUGGUAGAGGCACCACCAGAAACAUUGGUAGAGGCACCACCAGAAACAUUGGUAGAGGCACCACCAGAAACAUUGGUAGAGGCACCACCAGAAACAUUGGUAGAGGCACCACCAGAAACAUUGGUAGAGGCACCACCAGAAACAUUGGUAGAGGCACCACCAGAAACAUUGGUAGAGGCACCACCAGAAACAUUGGUAGAGGCACCACCAGAAACAUUGGUAGAGGCACCACCAGAAACAUUGGUAGAGGCACCACCAGAAACAUUGGUAGAGGCACCAGUAGUAGGGGCUGGAAACUGAAGCUGAGACCGAGAAUGAUGUAGUGGGGGUUAAGUCUGAAGUAGAGGUAGUGGGGGUUAAGUCUGAAGUAGAGGUAGUGGGGGUUAAGUCUGAAGUAGAGGUAGUGGGGGUUAAGUCUGAAGUAGAGGUAGUGGGGGUUAAGUCUGAAGUAGAGGUAGUGGGGGUUAAGUCUGAAGUAGAGGUAGUGGGGGUUAAGUCUGAAGUAGAGGUAGUGGGGGUUAAGUCUGAAGUUGAGACUGAGAUGGAGAACGCUGAAGCAGUGGCAAAGACUGAGGCAGUAGUGAAGGUAGAGACUGAAGCUGGACCAAAAGAUGCUGAGGGAAAGGCGGAGUAUGUGCUGUGUGUGACUGACCUGCUGUGACACGGGACAUUGCUGUGAGAGGAAGUUGACUCGGAAGACUGAUGGAAGUUGAACCCCCAGACUGAUGCAGCAUUGUCUGGGUUGAGAAAAGGGUUGGAUCGGACUGGUGGGAUGGGUGGUACAGUCAAAGUGACCAGGGCCCUGAUGGGUAAUUUGCUGUGAUAGGGGAGAUGUGGUCACAUGGGUGACUGACUCGGGCUGACCAACCUGGGAUUAUUUUACUAGAGGGUCUGGCGGUGGUGCCUCUUCUCCCCCCUCAAGAUUGUGCAUCAUCACUCCCCUCUACUUUUACCCCCUGGAUGUUCCAGAAAUAACCCCUACCCCCUAGGCCCUCAUUUAGACUUGACAUGAGUGGAAAGGUAUUAGCAACAUGGCUAGUAUUCCAGCUAGCCUAUCAGAAGCCCUCGAGGUGGUUUGAGUUAUUAUAAGGUUGUUUUUAGUUGCAGGUUAUUUUCCAUUUGAAUCAUAAUCGUGUCUGCUCUCCUUCAGGGAAAGAGUAUUGAGUUGUUUUUUUCUUUAUUUGCACAAGGUUUUGUGAAUGGAAACGAGGGAUGUCGGUGGCUCUCCGAAAACUACACCCAUUCCCCCUGCUACUUAUGAUGUCCCUGUGACAGUGGGCGGAGCUUGCUGUCCUGUCUUUAACGUCAUUGGUGCCUUUCGAGAGAUUUUAUUCUUUAUUUUUGAAAGAGAGCGAAAGAGGUGAUGGUAUGACGACCUUGUUGCUCAAUGCAAUUCAAGAAACAGCAGCUGCCUAUAUACAAUAUACCCAAUAUGUAUUUAUAUUUCUCCAGUUACUUAGAGGCAUGCAAGAUACAUCUUGUACUCUGUAUCGAUCAUACUGGAUAUAUAGAGAGACCUUUUGUACUGAGGAAACUUUAAGUGCCAGAGAAAGGACAGGUAUAUUUUUUUCUCUUUAGUCAAUAUUGUAAGAUCAUGUUCUUUUUGUAACAUUUACUGAUCAUUUUCUUGUCAUUCAGAUUUUGAAGUUAUAUUGUUGAUAGUCUCAGAUGAGUGGUUUAUCUAUUGAAAAUGAACAGAUGUGUCAUGAGUGCCACAUAAUACAUGUUUCUGUUAUUUAAGUUUUCUUUUGCUGUUGAAAAAAAGUAAUAAAACAUACUACUGAGA
This is a messenger RNA of Oncorhynchus mykiss (rainbow trout), 3944 nucleotides long. It is a transcript of the gene prkag2a, whose product is annotated as protein kinase, AMP-activated, gamma 2 non-catalytic subunit a. Gene Ontology annotation, biological process: regulation of catalytic activity; protein phosphorylation. NCBI's taxonomy places the organism in Eukaryota, Metazoa, Chordata, Actinopteri, Salmoniformes, Salmonidae. The record is from RefSeq and is a predicted model, not a curated record. Gene Ontology annotation, molecular function: protein kinase binding; AMP binding; protein kinase regulator activity. Gene Ontology annotation, cellular component: cytoplasm; nucleotide-activated protein kinase complex; nucleus.